GAACACAUGAAGCUAUAUGAGCAUAUAAUAAAGUUAUAGGUGUCUAACGAGUGGGUUUAGUUGGGUAUUAAAAAUGAUUAUCAUCUUCUUUUUCACGUGCUUCGUUCUCUCUUGUCUGCCUCAUCUCCUUCACUCUGCUAUGCCAACCUGCCCCGAAAGUUUCAGCUGUCAGAGCUAUUCCCCAUUCAAGUACCCAUUUUACAAUUCCAAUAACACAGAAUGUGGGUUAAUCGAAGUCAACUGUACUCCAAAUGGUGGGAAAAUUCAACUUGGAGGACAGUCACAUACGAUUUUGUACAAGUUCGAUUCUAAUUUUUCCUUCCUCAUCUAUAACAGAACAUUUGAAAAUCUUGUGAAAGAAGGAAACUGUAAGGCGCUAACGGAUAAUUUCACUUCUCCAAGCCCUCUUUUGUUUUCAUUUUCAAUAAGUCCCUUCAUCACUAUCUUCAAAUGCCCCAAAAAUCUCAGUGAUGUUCAACAAACAACUGAUGCUUACUUUGACAAAAGUAAUUUCAGCAAUCACAGCCAAUGCAAAGAUCACAAUUAUUUCUACUAUAAGCAUUACAAUAAUAAUAAUUCAGGAGUUCCAAGCAAUCUCCCAGAUACAUGUCAAGUAAUACAGUUGCCUUUGAAACAGAGUUGGCGAUUUGGCCCCGAUGAGAACACGGAUAAAGCAGAGAUAUUCCAACUUCUUCCUUCUUCCUUCUCUAUUGCGUUUCCUCUGUCUGCAACCUGUGAGAAGUGUCUAAAAAAUGGCAGCCAUUGUCUGAAUAGUAAUGAACAGAUUCAGUGUUUCGACGUCAAAAAGGAAAUACCAAGCAGAGGACACACGGUGAUUCUAGCUAUGGGUGUAGGUGUUGUGGCCCUUAUUGUAGUAGCUGCAACAAUAUCAAUUGUCAAAAUCUUACAAGGGAAAAUUGGAUGCAGAUAUAUAAAGACAAAGUACAAUGUCAACGCAGAACUCUUUCUACAAAAUCAUGAAUUCCUAGCUCCGAAAAGGUACUCAUAUUCACAGGUCAAGAAAAUGACAAGCUGUUUUAAAUUUAAGUUGGGCCAAGGUGGCUUUGGUUCUGUAUACAAAGGAGCGUUGAACAACGGAAACUUAGUUGCAGUGAAGGUUUUAAGCGAAUUAAAAGGAAAUGGAGAAGAUUUCAUUAAUGAAGUUGCAAGUGUUGGCAGGACUUCCCAUGUUAAUAUAGUCACUCUUGUGGGAUUUUGUUUGGAGGGCAAUCGUAGAGCUUUGAUCUAUGAGUUCAUGCCUAAUGGAUCCCUCGAAAAGUUCAUAUAUGGCCAGGUUUCACCAAGUAAUACUCAACUUGGGUGGGAAAAGUUGCACCAGAUUGCUAUUGGGAUUGCUCGAGGAUUAGAAUACUUGCAUAGGGGUUGCAACACACGGAUAUUACAUUUUGACAUAAAGCCGCAUAACAUUUUAUUGGAUCAAGAGUUUUGUCCUAAGAUAGCCGACUUUGGUCUAGCUAAGUUAUUCCCCGAAAAAAGAAGCAUGAUAUCCGUGACUGAUAUGAGAGGAACACCCGGGUAUAUUGCCCCUGAACUAUUUUCUAGAAGUUUUGGAGUGGUCUCUCAUAAAUCGGAUGUUUACAGUUAUGGAAUGAUGAUUUUGGAAAUGGUUGGAGGGAGAAAAAAUAUCGAAGUUAAAGUUGAUCAUACAAGUGAAAUUUACUUUCCUCAUUGGAUCUACAAGAAGAUUGAAUUACAUGAAGACCAUCUUGGACUGCAAAAGAUUGUGAGCGAUGAAGAAAAAGUGAUAGCAAAGAAGAUGAUUAUCGUGGGGUUGUGGUGCAUACAAACCAAUCCCUCAAACCGCCCGACAAUCACUAAAGCAUUGGAAAUGCUAGAAGGGGACUUAGAGUUGCUGCAAGUUCCUCCAAAACCUUAUAUAUCUUCUCCAACAAGGCAUGUUGAUUCCCCGUCUACAUGUCCAUUGCAUUCUUGCUAUUCUUCUACUGAUACUUUGUAAUGUAUUUGUCAUCUAAGUAUUGCAUCAUCAGUUCAAUCCUAAUGACUAUUGAUGUGGUUGAUGUAUAUACUAAUACAGAUUAUAACUUAAGCGAAAUAUAUAU
Molecule: messenger RNA, 2081 nt
Organism: Erigeron canadensis
Lineage: Eukaryota; Viridiplantae; Streptophyta; Magnoliopsida; Asterales; Asteraceae
Product: rust resistance kinase Lr10-like
Exons: 3
Coding region: 74-1978 (634 amino acids)
Biological process (GO): protein phosphorylation
Molecular function (GO): protein kinase activity; ATP binding
Source: RefSeq, a predicted model, not a curated record